Neomonachus schauinslandi (Hawaiian monk seal) is the source of this 2693-nucleotide messenger RNA. RefSeq names its product follistatin like 5 (gene FSTL5). The transcript is spliced from 15 exons. Gene Ontology annotation, molecular function: calcium ion binding; protein binding. The record is from RefSeq and is a predicted model, not a curated record. Gene Ontology annotation, biological process: cell differentiation; regulation of BMP signaling pathway; multicellular organism development. NCBI's taxonomy places the organism in Eukaryota, Metazoa, Chordata, Mammalia, Carnivora, Phocidae. The coding region runs from base 1 to 2544 and encodes 847 amino acids.
AUGUUUAAGUGCUGGUCAGCUGUUUUGGUUCUCGGAUUCAUUUUUCUGGAGUCAGAAGGAAGGCCAACCAAAGAAGAAGGAUAUGGCCUUCAGUCCUACAAACCUCUGAGAAGAUUGCGACACAAGCAGGAAAAGAGUCAAGACAGUUCAAGAAUCAAAGGACUCCUAAUUCAGGAUGGCCCUUUGGGGUCUUGUGAAAAUAAAUACUGUGGUUUGGGAAGGCACUGUGUCAUCAGCAGAGAGACAGGGCAAGCAGAAUGUGCCUGUAUGGACCUUUGCAAGCGGCACUACAAACCCGUGUGUGGAUCGGAUGGAGAAUUUUAUGAAAACCACUGCGAAGUACAUAGAGCUGCUUGCCUGAAAAAGCAAAAGAUUACCAUUGUUCACAAUGAAGACUGCUUCUUUAAAGGAAAUAACUGCAAGGCCACUGAAUACAGCAAGAUGAAAAGUAUGCUUUUAGACUUACAAAAUCAAAAAUAUAUUACACAAGAAAAUGAAAACCCUAAUGGUGAUGACAUAUCUUGGAAGAAGUUGUUGGUGGAUCAAAUGUUUAAAUAUUUUGAUGCCGACAGUAACGGACUUGUAGAUAUUAAUGAACUAACUCAGGUGAUAAAACAGGAAGAACUUGGCAAGGAUCUUUCUGAUUGUACUUUGUAUGACCUACUGAAAUACGAUGAUUUUGACUCUGACAAGCACCUGGCUCUUGAAGAACUUUAUAGAACAUUCCAGGUUAUCCAGUUGAGUCUGCCUGAGGAUCAGAAACUAAGCAUUACAACGGCAACUGUGGGGCAAAGUGCUGUUCUGAGCUGUGCCAUUCGGGGGGCACCGAGACCCCCCAUCAUCUGGCAAAGGAACAAUAUUAUUCUAAAUAAUUUAGAUUUGGAAGACAUCAAUGACUUUGGAGAUGAUGGGUCCUUGUACAUUACUAAGGUUACCACAACCCACAUGGGCAAUUACACCUGUUAUGCAUAUGGCUAUGAACAAGUCUUUCAGACUCACAUCUUUCAAGUAAAUGUCCCUCCAGUAAUCCGGGUGUAUCCAGAGAGUCAGGCUCGAGAACCUGGGGUAACCGCAAGUCUCAGGUGCCAUGCAGAGGGGAUACCAAACCCUCAGCUUGGCUGGCUCAAGAAUGGAAUUGAUAUUACACCAAAGCUGUCCAAACAACUCACACUUCAAGCAAAUGGCAGUGAGGUUCAUAUAAGCAAUGUGCGCUAUGAAGAUACAGGAGCAUACACUUGUAUGGCAAAGAAUGAAGCAGGAGUGGAUGAAGACAUCUCUUCUCUUUUUGUGGAAGAUUCUGCUAGAAAGACCCUAGCUAACAUAUUAUGGAGAGAAGAAGGUCUGGGAAUUGGGAACAUGUUCUAUGUUUUUUAUGAAGAUGGAAUCAAAGUGAUACAACCCAUAGAAUGUGAAUUUCAGAGGCACAUUAAGCCUAGUGAAAAGCUCCUCGGAUUUCAGGAUGAAGUCUGUCCCAAAGCUGAAGGAGAUGAAGUUCAGAGGUGUGUGUGGGCCUCAGCUGUUAAUGUCAAAGACAAGUUCAUUUAUGUUGCACAGCCAACUCUGGACAGAGUCCUUAUUGUUGAUGUGCAGUCCCAAAAAGUUGUUCAGGCAGUAAGCACAGACCCUGUACCAGUUAAAUUACACUACGACAAAUCACAUGAUCAGGUCUGGGUGUUGAGCUGGGGUACCGCGGAAAAGACUUCUCCAACACUGCAGGUAAUCACCCUGGCCAGUGGGAAUGUGCCACACCACACUAUUCACACCCAGCCAGUGGGAAAGCAGUUUGACCGAGUGGAUGAUUUUUUUAUUCCUACUACAACACUCAUCAUCACCCACAUAAGGUUUGGAUUUAUCCUUCAUAAAGAUGAAGCUGCGCUACAAAAAAUUGAUCUUGAAACCAUGUCAUACAUCAAGACGAUUAACUUGAUGGACUAUAAGUGCAUUCCUCAGUCAUUGGCAUAUACACACUUGGGAGGAUACUACUUUAUUGGCUGCAAACCUGAUGGCACUGGGGCAAUUCCACCACAGCUCAUGGUGGAUGGUGUAACCGACUCGGUCAUUGGCUUCAAUAGUGAUGUGACAGGCACUCCAUAUGUCUCUCCAGAUGGGCACUAUCUUGUCAGCAUUAAUGAUGUGAAAGGCCUAGUAAGGGUCCAGUACAUUACCAUCCGAGGAGAAAUCCAGGAGGCUUUUGAUAUUCACACAAAUCUGCACAUAUCUGAUCUGGCAUUUCAGCCAUCCUUUACUGAAGCCCACCAAUACAACAUCUAUGGUAGCUCAAGCACACAGACUGAUGUGCUCUUUGUGGAGCUCUCCUCUGGGAAGGUUAAGAUGAUAAAGAGUCUUAAGGAACCACUCAAGGCAGAAGAAUGGCCUUGGAACCAGAAGAACAGGCAAAUCCAGGACAGUGGCUUGUUUGGUCAAUACCUGAUGACACCUUCCAAGGAUUCUCUCUUUAUACUAGAUGGACGACUCAAUAAGUUAAACUGUGAGAUCACUGAAGUUGAGAAAGGAAAUACAGUCAUUUGGGUUGGGGAUGCCUAGGAGCCCUAUUAGAUAAUUAUUGAAUGAAGAGUUUUCCAGUACAUUGCACUUAAUCCAUCGUUUAAAUUUACAGCUUAACUUUUCAAGAUUAUACCCUAGUCAAGCGUAAGUUAUUUGGUUGGCCCAAAUAAAAUAGAUUUUUUUUUUUU